AUGAGUGGGGGGAAUAUAAAAGUAGUUGUCAGAUGUCGUCCUUUAAAUUCAAGAGAAAUUGCUCGAGGGGCAAAAUGCCUCAUCAGAAUGGAGGGGAAUCAAACUAUUAUUACCAGGCCUGAUGGUACUGAUCCAGCAAAUGCAAAAAAAAGAGACGCUGGUGAUGAGGUUAAAGCAUUUACUUUUGAUAAGUCUUACUGGUCUUUUGACAAAAGGGAUCCAACUUAUGCUACUCAAUCAAU
Messenger RNA from Entrophospora candida, 242 nucleotides. NCBI's taxonomy places the organism in Eukaryota, Fungi, Glomeromycota, Glomeromycetes, Entrophosporales, Entrophosporaceae. The record is from the annotation of a GenBank genome assembly.